Microbotryum saponariae is the source of this 5954-nucleotide messenger RNA. NCBI's taxonomy places the organism in Eukaryota, Fungi, Basidiomycota, Microbotryomycetes, Microbotryales, Microbotryaceae. The record is from the annotation of a GenBank genome assembly.
AUGCAGGCUUUACUAGCCUCCCCUUCGACGCGCUACGAUUCACCCAACUCGUCGUUCGACUCCAACUCGUCUUCGUCCAACUCGUCCAACGCAUCACUAGGUUUACCUCCGCUGAGCUCUCCUUUCGAAUUCAACGAUCGACCUGGAAUUGUUGGUGGUCGAUUCGGUACCGGCAAGAGGUUCGGUGAUUCGCCUCUGAAGAGGGUUGCGAUUGUUGUGGAGGGGGAUGAGAGCUUCAGUGAUUCCGAAGAGGAGGAGGAGGAGGAAGCAUCCCCCAGUCGACCUGCGGCUUCUGCUUUGGAUUCCUUCGGAAUACGACCACCACAAGAGUCUUCGCCUUCUUCGGAAUCGAACUCAUUGACUUCGACGCUCCCACCUCCGGCUUGGAUGACGGAUGAAUUGGACGAGGAAUGGGUCGCUCAACCUGAUUCCGAAGAGGACGAAACUUCCUCCGACGAGGAGGACGAUCCUCAACAGCAAUCCAUGUCGUUAUGUUCGGUGGCUUCUCCUACCUCGGCAGCAUUCAUCACCACUUCUUCUUUUUCGCCGGAAACGUCCAAGAAGGCGAGUCCGACUUCGACGAGGAAGAACGCGCAAGAACCCGAGGAGGAGCAACACGAUCUUUCCCCUUUCACCUCAUCGGCUUCAGCAUCGAUGGCGAUGAACAAAUACGCCUCGCUCAACCAACCCAAAGUACCCUCCUCCCUUCGACAUGGAUUCACAACCCAUUCCAACACAUCCGGGUCCCUGAACGGGGAUACGUCACACCCCGACCUAUCGGAGCAUCCAGCGACCUACGGCGGCGUAGGCACCUUCGAUUCGAACCCCACCUCGACCGAUUCGGAUGCCGGUUCAUGCGUUGUUCGUUCGGAGAAUGAUCGACCUACGAGAGGUGGGGCCUUUUACCGUCCUAGUCAAUUACAAGCGGCGGUCAGGGCGUUAAAGGGUGUCAAAUCGGCGGGUUUGGGCGCCAAGUUGGUUGAAGAGACGGAUGGGGAUGAGGCGGAUAAUGAGACCCCGUUGGCGGGAACACCGAUGAGGAAUGGGAUUGGGAAUAGCGACGGAUUCGGUUUGAUGAAGUUGUUUGAACCGCCCAGUCCUCCUAGUGAGUUCCUUUGGCUGCGAAUAUUUCAUCGAUUUCAGGAAACUAAUGCCAGGCCUCUAGCAGCGACGACCCCAACUCAAACGAGCAAAGCGCCGGCUCCUUCAAUCCAAUCAUUUACCUUUACUCCGCCGCCUCUCGAACGAACGUCCUACAAAUCUCUCGUUUCUCCCGCGUACACCACCACGACAUCAGGUUCCGCGACUCCGAUGCCCAAAUCUCGUCGGAAGCCCGUUCCGACCCUUCGAACGGGCAAUGACUUCGAUGCGACGCCACCUUCGAACGCGCAGGGUGGUGGGAUGAUGCAAGCCCCCGCUUUGGAAAUCAAGGAUCGAGUUUUGAGAUCGCAAGCUACGACGACGAUGGCUUCAACUUCCACGGGCACGGCGUCGACGUCGGGUAUCGCUUCCCCUCCUUUGACUGCACUUCCUUCGUCCACGUACGCAACCGAAGAAGAAGGGAUUUCAAUCUUGCACGAAUCCGAACCUCCGCCAGCUUUGAUUAGUGAUACGUCCACUUCUUCGAGCAAAACGCCUCCUAAAGUGGGCCAAGAAAAUUUCUCCCCUUUCCCUCUUACGCCAGCGCCUCAAGCAGACGAGCCUGAGACGCCUCCGAAAUCGACACAAAACCAAGUGGCUGGAACGCCUAGGUCGGCAGUCAAACUGUUCGAAUUUCACUACGAUACCUACACCCGAGAUCAUCUGGCUGCUUUGGUGGAGGAAAUCGAUCGAUCUACUGGGAACGCUAGAUAUGGGUCUUCAAGCUCCAGUCAUCCUACCAGUUCAUCGAAGGAAGGUUCGGUCUGGGUCGAUUUGUUACCUAGGACCAAGUCGACGCAUGAGGAUGGAGAGGAAGAUGUUGAGGAGAAUCAGAGGAGUAAUAAGAGGAUUAGAUUGAGUCCCAAGUGGAGUUUUGCGGAGGAUGACGGGGUACAGAGGAGUACGAGGGGCAGGAGGAUCACGAGUGUUGGGAGUCUGAGCAGGCACCCUCGGGUGAAGGAUAAGGUCGUUGAGCAGGUCUCGCCUAGUGCGACGAGGAGCCAGGUCACGAAAGAAAGGUUGGAUCAGGCGAACUCGUUAUUGGAUCGGAUUCGAGCCAAAGCCGCUGCGGCGUCGGGAAGAAAAACGAACGAUGAUCAACUCGCCUGCGAAGGAGAUCAAGUCGACCAGAUCAUCGUGCCUGGCUCACCGAGGCCAGUUACGGUCGACUCGCCUUUGCCGAAAUUGGCAGCAGCGGCUUCGGCUUUGAUUCGGCAUGCUCUCAGUGGGGAUUCCUUGUCAGCUUCUUCGAGGUCCAACUUGGGUCAUGGGCGACGACCUUCGUUGGCUCAGUCCGUCCUCACCGUCACGAACCUCGCUGCGUCCUCUGCUGCACCUUCCGUUGCCCAUCUUGCUUCGAACGAGGGCAGCGUUGCGCCGAGCCCCAAUAGUCGUCGUCAUUUCGCCACGACCCCGAUCCGAUCUUCGAACGGUAACAUCAGCUCGAAACGCAAAACCUCUGCUUUAGGCGAACGAUUCGCACCAAACUCGUCGAUCCGAGUCACUUCCCUCGAUUCGAAUGGCGAUUCUAAAGAUCCCGGCGCAGCAACCGAUGAAGAGAAACAAAGCAGUCGAGGUUCAACGGCUUCGUCCAUGACCUGCGCGACGAGCGGAUCAGGAGCGACGAACGACACGAGAAGUACGAGAGGUGGUAAAGGGCAUUCAAGACAAUCAACUUUGACGACGAUCGGACCUCAGGACGUCGGGGCUUUGUUGGGGUUGAAGAACUCACCUGGGACGGGGAGGUCGAGUCGGAUGGUGUUUGAUCAAGUUCAUCAGAGAUGGAUCAAGACACCUCGUGCGUUGAUCGUUAAGAAGGGUGAAUCGAUGAUCUCUGGGUCUUCGACUGUCGUAGCGGAGGAGAAUGGAUCCGGCGACGCGAGCGGCUCGACGGAGGAUGAUCCGUUUAGGGAUUUCGAGUCGACGAGAGCGUCGAUUGAUAUCAGGGAUGAAUUCAACAAGAGCUUGGUGAGCGCCGCAAAGGAGCAAGGACCACCCGGAUUGUCGGGGUUGGGGAUUACGGCGGAGACGCCAAAGAUCGAGGAACCGAGGAGGAUUACGGACGAUGAUGUGGGCUCCCCAUUGGAUGCGUGCUAUUUCGAGGUAGCGCCUAUUGAGCAGAGGAUUGAGGACGAGGAAGGCACGAGUCCUCUUCCUGAGUGGGGGACACCGCAGGUCGAGCAAGAGCGAGAAGAGGAGCAAGUCCAACUGCGCCCAAUGCAACAAUCUCCCGAAACAUUCGCACAACCCGCAGUAUCCGUCGUCGCAUCCUCAGCCCCUAGUCCGGCCAUCGUUCCAGUCCCGAGUUUUCCUAUCCCUACCACCCCGAGGGGUACGCACGCCAAACCUCAACUUCCUCGCUCGGCGCUCAAGAACGCCGUCGCUCGAUCGCACAGCGACCCAGGUCUACACGCCACACCUCGUCUUGCUUCUGGAUCGUCCGCUGACCGACAGCUCAAGGUCUCCCGAUCGGUCAGUUUUUCGGAUGGUAAAGCCGAAGGCAAGAUCGAAGGAUUGGUCGCUGUCAGUAUCGAGGAGCUUGAGAGGAUGAGGAUGAAGAAUGUCGGUGGGGUGCUUUCGGCCGGUGGGAGUCGCCUCAAGUUCCAAAUGUCGACAAUCUCGGAUGGGUCCGUAUCGAACCAUGCGGAGAGUGUCGAUGGACUCGUUGGGGAACCCGGGUCGUUGGCAAUGGAAGGCUUUGAUGAAGAGGCACCCAGCGCGAAUGCAUCGGUCUCGUCUCCCUCGAUCAGGGUUUUGACGAGGUCCAAGAGCUGUCAGGAUAGAGUCAUCGAUUUGGAUCUGGCUGGUAAGUCUUUCGCAGGCGACCCGGUUUCCUGUCGAGUGGGACAUCCGCUUACUCAGGAUGCCCCCACCACAGCGGUCUCCGAGGUGCCAAACGGAACACCCCUGCCCCUCAUCCAGUCGACCGUCUCCGAAACCUCCCUCACCACGAGCUCGCACUCGACCUCCCGCACAUUCCGCCGCACCACCGCCCCGGACGCGACCUUCCUCACCGAGUGUUCGUUCGGCGUCUCCGCCGACCGAAUGGUGCAGUACAUCACCGAUGUCGAGCCUUUCGAACCUGAUUGGGAAGCAGUGACGUCGAUUGAUCUCAGUGGCAAGAAGAUCGAGAGUUUGGUGAGGUUGAAGGAGUUCUUGCCCGGCUUAGAUGAGAUUAAUGUGUAAGUGUUCGUUCGUCCUCACCUCCAAGCGCGUUGAGCUGACUUUUCUCUGGGUGGUGUGUAGCAACGAGAAUCAAAUCGCCUUCCUCACAGGGGCGCCAGCAACCCUCCGAACGCUGCUCGUCGCCUCGAACAAGCUCAGUGGUCUGACAUGCUUUCAACACCUGCUCAACCUCGAGAGUAUUGACGUCAGCCACAAUCAAAUUGAUUCGGUGCACCAAUUCGCCUGUUUGAAGCAUUUGCGCGAACUCAAGGCCGAUGAUAACUUGGUCAUGGACUUGGAGGGCUUGUUCGGAUUAGAUGGGUUGCAAAAGUUGAGCUUGAGAGGUAAUCGAGUUGAGGUGGUGGAUACGACGAGAUCCAAAUGGUCAGUUCUUCACUCUGGAUUUCUCAUGCAUGAAUUUAGCGGGCUGAUGUCGCAACUCUCGACGCCUGCAGGACUCGCCUUGAGACACUGGAUCUGAGCCGCAAUGCAGUCUCUUCGUUUGUUGGCCUCGAGCGACUGGGCUCGCUUGUGUCACUGAAUCUCGGUUAGUACCUUCCAUCUUUACCGUUCGUUGGAACGUGGAAGCGUAAAAGCCCCGUCCCGUCUGACAUGCGCCAUCCUUUUCUCUCAGACGAAAACAAGUUGAACUCGAUCGGAGCAACGAGUCCGAUGCCGAGUCUCCGCGUUCUGCGCAUCUCGGCGAACCCACUCGUGAAGAUCAACGUGUCGUUCGCGCCGAGGUUGCGGACUUUGUUGAUGGAUUCAGCCAAGCUCGACCCGAUUGGCGGGUUAGAGAAGCUGGGACGACUGGAGAACCUCUCGCUGAGGGAUCAGGAUGCGGACCAGCAAGUUUUGUGAGUUCAGCCUGCUCCCUGUCCGUAGCCACGCAAGCAGGUUCUGACUGUCGGUGAGUUUCACUCUGUAGGUGGUUGUCCCCGACCUCCUUGCGUGAUAUAAAGCGACUGUAUCUCUCGUCGAACCCGUCGUCUCUACCCCUGUCGCUGCUUUCCCCCUCCUCCCAGCUCGGUGCGCCCUCACCAACAUUCUUCAACCUCAUUUAUCUCGAGCUCUCCUAUUGCCAGUUGACCCAACUGCCACCAACACUUUCCUCGACAAUCCCCAACAUUCGCGCCUUGGACCUUAGCCACAACCCUUUGACCUCGCUCGAUGGUCUUCACGGCCUCGCUCGGUUGACCAAAUUGACUGCCGUUGGCGCGAGAUUGGAAAGAGUGAAAGAGCUGGCAGAGGUGUUGAGAACCUUGCCCGAACUGCAGAGCCUUGAUCUGAGGUAAGCAUAUCACCUGCGUCACCUUGCCCCCGCGUUCACUGGGUACUGAUAUACAGCUUUCUCUGAUGACCACCCCAGAAUGAACCCCCUUACGCUCUCCUUCUACCCUACGUUCACCACCACUACUCCCACCACUACUCGCUCCCCUCCCUUCGAUCUCGAAUGGUGUAAAACGGACCAACAUCACCGACGGACGCUCUCAGAUGAAUGGUACUUUCGCCGACUAUCCUACCGAUCCAUCUUACUCUCCCUCAUCCCUAGCCUGGCUUGGUUCGAUGGAAGUCUGGUCAAGGAGAAGGAGAGAAAAAGGUUGUUGGGCGUCGUGAAGGAGUUGACCAAGAGCGGGUUGAGGGAAUGA